GCCGGAGGCAGGGCGGGUGGGCGGCUGCUGUUCGUCUGUGCGCUGACAUGGACGUGAGGCGCGGUGGCUGCGCCCUCGGCUUCCGCCGCCUCGACCUUCGAAAGAGCGGCGGGACGUCUCUCGGAGAAUAGCACGAAAGGCUGCUGUUGUCUCAGGAGGGGAGAGCCGAGUGGGCGACUCAUCGCAAAGCCCCGUCCCCGCGGAUCUGCACCGCACCCGAGCGGCAGUGGCGACCCUCCCUGGAAAGGGCAGGAGGUAGGGCGAGAAGGAUGCAGUUUUGAUAUGGUUUUUCACUGAAACUUCUACCAAAGGCCUGGUGACCAAGCCAGGGCAGAUUGCUAAAACUUCAAGAUGAGUAAAUCUCGGAUUUUCCAGUUCUGUGGCAUUAUGGCGUGUGUGUUUAUGAUUCUGCUGAUCAUAUUUUAUUGGGAUGAUAUUGGAACAGCUCACUUCUAUUUGCAUACUGCUUUCAUACAAAUUCGGGCCACACAUCUUCCACCCAUGAAACACCAAAACUAUGACCAUUCAAAUUACAAAAAGAUUGCAGGAGAGAGAAUAACCAGCUCCAAGGCCGCUAUUCUUGAUAAUCUCGAGUUAACAUAUUUGGAAAAUACAAAAGGAUACCAAGAGACAGAAAACAAAAAAGUAAGCCAACUUUUCAGUGAAGUAUCUCAGCUUGACUUUGAGGAGAAAGUGGAAAGCUUUGAGUUGGGAAUCAAUUCCAGGAAAACAAUCAAUGAAUUACAACGGAUACAGAAAGAGAGGAAACAAAAAAUUGAAGAUGCUUGUACAGACUCUAGUGUUAUGUUUUCAGGAAAAAAUAGGAAAUUUGAAGAUAUUCCAAAUAAAGAAUUGGAUCAUCUAAUUGUGGAUGACCGUCAUGGGAUUAUUUAUUGUUACGUACCAAAGGUAGCAUGCACCAAUUGGAAACGGAUCAUGAUUCUAUUAAGUCAAAGUCUUUUAAAUCAAGGUAUUCCAUAUCGUGACCCACUUGAAAUCCCCAGGGACCUUGUACACAACUCAAGCAGCCAUUCGACAUUUAGCAAGUUCUUUAAACGAUAUGGAAGCUUCUCAAAACAGUUGAUGAAACUCAGACUGAAGAAGUAUACCAAGUUUCUCUUUGUACGGGAUCCUUUUGUAAGAUUAAUUUCUGCAUUUCGCAGCAAAUUUGCUGCUCAGAAUAAUGAUUUUUAUAGGCGAUUUGCAAGGCCAAUGCUCCGACUAUAUGCUAACUAUUCUAACCCUCCGCAAACUGUCGAUGAAGCUUUCUCUGCAGGAAUCAAGCUCACCUUUACUAACUUCAUUCAGUAUUUGUUGGAUCCUCGGACUGAGAAGGAGGUGCCUUUUAAUGAACAUUGGCGUCAGGUAUAUAGACUGUGUCACCCAUGUCAAAUAAAUUAUGAUUUUAUUGGAAAAUUAGAGAGUUUGGAUGAGGAUGCCACUUAUUUACUCAAGUUGCUGAAGGUUGACAAGCUUGUUCAAUUUCCAUCCAGUUCACGGAAUCAGACAGUUGCUAGUUGGGAGCAUGAAUGGUUUGCAAAAAUUCCAGUGGCAUGGAGGAGAAAACUAUAUGAAAUUUACAAUCCUGACUUUGUUAUCUUUGGUUAUCCCAAACCAACAAAUUUAUUACUUGACUAAUCUCAAAGAUGCACUAAUUGCCUUAAGUAAGAUAAGUACUCAUGUAGUUAAUGCCUCAUGUAACUCCUUGACUGACCUCUUCAUGCCAAAAACAAAUUGAAAUUUUGGAGAUUAUGCACUCAUAGCAUACUGAUUGUUACAUUUCUCCACCUUGUCCCAUAUAUUUUAUUUGCCGCUAUCCUUAUCAAUAGAUAGUUGUAAAAUCAGUCUGAUAGUCUUGGAGUUGUAUUCUGCAUCUGCUAAACUGCCAUAAUGUGGAGUGAAAACAAUUGGUAUUUAACAUGAUCCUUGCUGUGACAGUAAGAUCCUUAUUGUUGUUUUGAGGUGUUUGAUAUUAAUAACCCCUUAGCAAUUGUCAAAAUCUUUUGAGUGCUUCUUGGAUUUAGGUUGUUAGAAUCAUUAUUAGGAAAAUACUAAGAAUAGUGUGGCUUUAUCAAUGUCUGUUUAUUGUAUUUUUGAUUCUGUUUUAAGCUUCCUCCCAUAGUAUAGAGACUUAAAAUAAGUUUUACCCAAAACAUUUGCUUAACCUGCUUUGUACUUGCUCCUUUCCUGAUGUCCUGCAUAAAAUACUUUGACAUUUAUGUUCCUCUUAAAUUAAGGCCUAAUACUGCACAUCUUUUAAUGUUCUUAAUAUAGUUGCUACAAUUUGAAAGUGAUUACUUAUGGAAAAAAUGAGAUAAUUACUUAAUAUCUUUCAGAACAUACAGUGCAAUAUUGGGUUAAUACCAAAUUUAACCAUACUUAUUGCAAGUAGUUAUUUAAUUUCUGCUAAAUUAAAUGGGUACAAACAAUGCUAUUUGUAGCUAUUGUGCUUGGAAACAUUAAGUCAAAAUUAUGUGCCUUGUAUUUUCUCACAGCAGUAAAUACAUCUUGCACAUGGUGGUGUUAAAUUUCAGUAAGUUGAACUACUGAUCCUAGUCCAUAAGGACAUAGAAAUGUGUUAAUAUAUUGUCUAAUGGAAAUUAUUCAAUUAUGGGACAAGCAAAUAGACUUGAUCAGGUUAAGGGCUUCUUUGCACACACGUUGUUUGUACAGUUACAGCAGGAAUAAAAGUUAGGAAAAUAUUUUUUGUCCUAAUUUGGAAGCUAUCUUGAGCAAGGAUAGUUUUAGCCUUUAUGGAAAUCCUGAUAAUAUGAAGCUGUGUUCCAUUCUUAUUAGUUAUAUAAUUUUGAUAUUGUGAAGAAUGACUUGUCUUUUGAAGUAGACUAGAUAUCAAGAAAAUAUCAAAAGAUAUCAAGAGAAACUUAAGCAUUUAAAAGGGGGGGGGAGUUCAAAGUGAACAGGGGCCUUUGAAAGACUAAGGCUAGGAAUAUAGUGUUGGAAUAAGCAAAUGGCAGAGGAGUUACGUAGUAGCAGCACAUACUAGUAGUACUGGGAAAGAAAUUAAAUCCCUUCACAAUUAGAGCAUUGAUAUCAGGCAAACUAAUGGGUCAAAAAAUUAAGCUCUCUGUAUCUGGUUAUUUGCAUCUUGGGAUCCUAUAAGAAAUGGUUUUUCAAAAAUAAAACUUGGAUUCCAGAGAAGUAUGAGAGGAUUGAAAAACUAUCAAUGUGAUACCCUUAUUGAAUAAUGAUAAUAGGCAUAAAAUAGUUAUCAAUGAGUCUAACGAUUAUAGUAAAAAUGCUAAAAGUGUUCAUUAAGAUAUCAGCUGUACAGUUGGCAAGUUGUAAAUAGAUUUGACAUAGGUUAUGAAAUGGAAAUAAUGUAUGACUUUUAUCAGAAUUCUUUGAGGAAAUAGCGUCAAUAUGGCAGAGCUUGUAGAUUUAAAAUAUUUAGGUUUCCAAAAUGUGUUUACAAAUUGUGACUGGAGAUCUCUUUGAAAGCUGAGGGCUCAUGGACGCAAUUUAUAGCGUGGAUUAAAAGUUGAAAAUGUUGGAAAAGCAAGCUUAACAGCAUCUGUGGGAAAGGGAAACAUGUAAUGUCUCAGGAUUAGAACACUGUCAGAACUGGGGAAAGAGAAGUGUAGGUUGGUUUUCAGUAGCAGAGAAGGUGGAAGAGGAUGAGCAGAACAAAGGGGAUAUCUGGAAGGGUGAGGCCAAGUGAACUGAGCACAGCUAAGGCAGCACUUAUAAAGCUGUGCUCCUGUUCUAUGUAACACAUUACUAAUGAGGCCAUUGGAUAUGCCACAGAUAAAACUAUAUCGGUUGAAAACAAUGAUGAUGGGUAGAAACAGCCAGUUCUCAAAAAGGAAGGAUGAGUAAGGUAUCUAAACCUGGAGAAUUUGGUAUUAACUUCAGAGGGUUCAGUGUACCCAGAGAAAAACAAAGUGUUAAUCUUCAAGCAACACACACAAAAUGCUGGAGGAACUCAGAAGGCUAGGUAGUAUCUAUAUAAAGGAGUACAGUCGAUGUUUCAGGCCAAGACCCUUAAUCAGGACUGAGAAAUCCCAUUGGAAAAGGAGGUCUGCCAUGUUUUUCACACACAAACCAGCUUAAGAACAUUUGCAAUGUGUUGAAAUUGUCUGUCACACAAUUCUGACUUUGAGGUUUAAAUUAUGGGCUCUUGAAAUUGAAAAUACAAGUAUAAAAUGAGAGGAUGUUUACAGAUUACUUUUCUGCAUGUUUAAUAGGGUGGUGAGGAAGAGAGUUAUGCUUUGUACAGAAACAAAGCACGAAGGCUUGUAUAUCUGUUGCUUCAGAACUGCAAUAAUCUUCUCCCUUGAAGUACAGUUUGUCCCUGAGUUACGAACGUCUUGAUUUACGGACAACUCGUACUUACAAACUAAGGAAGGAGAACACCGUCCACCAUUUUAAGUCGUUGCUGUUGUCACUGUGUUGAGUGUGUAACUUUGUAUUUGGCUUAAAUUUUUCUUCGUAAGGUUCAACCUGACCCAGCACCCCCCCCCAGCCGUUCUGGUCGGCUGGUGGCGCAGUGAGAUCAGCGCCGGGCUGGAGAACGGAGGUUCCUGAGUUCGAUCCAGUGACUCCUGUGCCAGGUUGAUGUUGAGCUCGCAACUCAACCUCGUAAAAAAAAAACUGCCACCUCCAGUUUAAAUUCCCACAUGGAAUAUUGUGGAGGAUCAAAUACCCAAACCGAGCACAGUCCCCUCUUGUCCCAUUUAAUCUGUCUCAGUGUGAUGGACUUUAGGACCCGGGGGUUUCAGUGCGGUGGACCUUGCUGCCCACAAUGUUUCUGUUCUGUUGACGGGAAGUGAUUGCGUUUGAAAAUAAAGUGGAAAUAAUAAAGCAAUCGGAAAGAGGUGAAACACCAAUGGUCAUUAGAAAAGCAUUAGGCUACAGUCCGUCAAUGAUCUUGAACAAUUUUAAAGUAUAAAGUGAGAAUAAUAGAACAUGUGAAAGGCCCUGCCCCGAUGAAAGCUGCAAUUAUUACUAAGCAACGCAGUGGUUUAAUUAUUGGAAUACAUACGUUUCUUAAGUGUUUUAUAUGCAUAGAAAGGUAAAAUAUAUACUAAGACAAACAUUUGACUAAGUGAUGCGAAAUAAUACUGGAUGUACUUGUUCCGACUUGCAUGCAAAUCCGACUUAAAGGUGGACUCAGGAACGGAACUCGUUUGUAACCCAGGGACUGCCUGUAUUCUUGAAAUUUAAAAAUGCCUCCACUCAAGACUAUUUUGGUGAGAGUCACCAAUCAUGUCAUGCUUUACACUUUCAAUUAGUUAAUGAGUUUGAGGUGUGAAAUUAAAUAUUGGAAGUAUGAUGUUAAUUUGCUAUAUUUUGACCUAUUGAAUUCCCUAUAAUACCAACUGUGCAUGUGAUGCUUAUGUACUAUUUGCCAAAGUGGUAUGCAAGUGCAACAAAUGUUUUUCAUACUCCUUUUCCUGUCUGCCCUUUCCCUCUUCACAUUGUAAUGAUAUCUUUGUAUCCAGACAAACUCCAAUGAAAGCAUAAAAUAAAAUUUAACAUGGUAAGCUUAGCAUAAUUGAAGGCAAUGGGAUCAAAGGGGUAGUGCCUGUUAGAUUAUGAUGUUGGCUGAGAGACAGAUUGCUCUAUCGCCAAGAGUUGGUAUUGGGUAUUUUUGACUUUUACAAAAUCUAGGAGAUUAAAUUUAAAUGUGGAGAACAAUUGUGCUUUAUUACAAUAAGAAUAUGCAGAGAGAAUAUGCACUCAAUUGGCCAAGUUCAAUCUAUCAAAACCAUUGGAAAAUCUGUACGUGCCUUCAAAUUUCCCAUUAACCAUUUGAUCUGAAAAGAAUUUUCUUGGCUUUUCCAUACAACUAAAAUCUCACAUCCUUUAUUGUAUAUCUCUGCUGCACCCACUCUAAGCCCACAGCAACCUUCCAAUGAGCAAGGGAAUGGAGCAGGCAAGAUGGUAACAUUGUAAAAUUUAGUACCUGUAUUCCUGAUACUGUGCUUUUUAAAACCCUGAUUUUUUGAAUUUUCACUACUUUUUAUAGGUAUGUUUUAUAUUUUUGUAUGGUUGCUAAAUUGAACAUGUUUUCCUGUACUUGUAAAAUUAUUUGGGUGAUAAAAUACAUAUGGUCUAAACCAUAUAAUUGAGUUACUUCAUCUAAUUUAGAUUUUUUUAAUGCGGGGCCGUUAUAUCUUGCAAAAAAGAGAACUUAGAAGCAGCUUUAGAUUUAUGGAUGUGAUUGAGGAUUUGUCUAAAAACAAAUUAUUAAUUGUUAUUCUACAUAUCUAAUUCUUGCUCUAGCCUGUUCAUGGAAAUAUUCCAGUAUUAGAAUAAGUAUACUUUUACAACCAAAAGUAACUGUUUUUAGAAUUUCCAGAUAUUUCAUAAUUAUGAUUAAUGGUUUCUAACUAAUUAUCCUAGUAACUCCCAAAUCAUUGUACUUGUAGCAUUCCAUAAACAAGAGCAAAAAUCUGAUUUAACUUUUGUUUUGUGUAUUAAUGUAAACUUAUGCUUCAGUUACUUGUUAAUGUUGAUAUUAUUUGAUUUGCGAUGUCAUUCAGAGACCAGAUGUGAUUUUUAACUAACAAAAGCAUGAGAAUUUGUGCACUUUGCAGAUGAGAAGGUGCGUUUCAAGUGCCUGGUCAUUGUGUUACUUGUAUGUACAGUCACAACUCUUUUCUCCAUUUGAUGUGAAGUUCCAUUGAGGUUUAAAAACAUACUUUUAAAUGAAGGGAAUUCUUGGAUUUUUGUGUAAAUUGAACUUUUUAAAGUAUAUUUUGAUAAUGACAGAUUUUGUAAAGUUGCAUUUUUGAACUUUGUUUUCUUUAAAAUGUUCAAUAUGUUAUUUAUUCUAUUCAGGUCUCUAAAUUUAUGGUCAUAUCCAGGUGAAUGACCACAUGAACUGGGAACAUGUAAAAUGGAACUUUGAGAGGAAAUGUAACAAAAAUGUCUACAACUCUUUUUAAAACUGCUAUUUAUAAAAUUUUAUACUUUUAAUGGAAUAGAUCAUGUAUUGCCUAUUAGUUUCUUUUGGUUUUAUUUCAAAGAUGAACAACAGCAGUUUUUGCUAUCUUUUGGUUUUGCAUUUCUAUAGAAGUGGGCAAAGAGUGAAAAUAUGUGCUGUUCAGUUUAGAUAUUUUUGUAAAGUUGUUGCUUUUCUUGUAAAUGUGCAAUAAAACCUCAGGCUUAAUUAUGUACAAUA
Hypanus sabinus (Atlantic stingray) is the source of this 7147-nucleotide messenger RNA. It is a transcript of the gene chst12a, whose product is annotated as carbohydrate (chondroitin 4) sulfotransferase 12a. The transcript has 2 exons. The record is from RefSeq and is a predicted model, not a curated record. Gene Ontology annotation, biological process: proteoglycan biosynthetic process; carbohydrate biosynthetic process. Gene Ontology annotation, molecular function: sulfotransferase activity. Gene Ontology annotation, cellular component: membrane. The coding region runs from base 352 to 1638 and encodes 428 amino acids. Lineage: Eukaryota; Metazoa; Chordata; Chondrichthyes; Myliobatiformes; Dasyatidae.